UCUCUGUGUUUCCCCCACCUCCGGCCCAGGGCCGGCCUGCGCCGACGGCUCUCCCGUCGGCCCGGACGACAUCGACGAAGACUUCUGCUCCGACUCCGACGACGAGGUGGAGGAUGACGAGGUGGAGGAUGACGAGGUGGAGGAUGACGAGGUCUCCGUGACGACGCACUCACACGGUGGGGGCGUGUCCAUCACCACUGCUCCCGACAGCUCAUUGGCUGUACGGCCAGGGGGCGGAGUCAAAUCUCUCCUGGAAAUGCUGGACGAAUGCGAGCGGGCUGGCAGCGACGAGGUGCCAGCGGCCCCCCUCAUCGCCCCCGAAGAGGUGCUCGAGUUCGAGGCCGCUCACCGCCCCUUCAUGGACAACCGCCAGCUCUAUCGCCAGCGCCUGAGAGAGCGCUUCCAGCGCUACUGCCGCCACGCCGCGGCCUGCCCCCAGCGUGGAGGAGGUGGAGGAGGUGGAGGAGGAGGUGGAGGAGGAGGUGGAGGAGGAGGUGGAGGAGGAGGUGGUGGAGGAGGAGGGGGUGGAGGAGGGGGUGGAGCGCUCGCAACGUCCACGGCUCUGUGAACGCGCGCAUUGCGUGUGUGUGUGUGUGUACGUGUGUGUGUGUACAUGUGUGUGUACGUGUGUGUGGCGUGUGUGUGUGUG
This is a messenger RNA of Petromyzon marinus (sea lamprey), 649 nucleotides long. Lineage: Eukaryota; Metazoa; Chordata; Hyperoartia; Petromyzontiformes; Petromyzontidae. The record is from RefSeq and is a predicted model, not a curated record.